CCCAGCCGCGGGCGGGCGGGCAGGCAGACGGCGGGCGGACAGCAUGCUGAGCCUCCUUGUCUGGCUCCUCACUCUCUCCGACACUUUCUCCCAAGGAACCCAGACCCGAUUUAGCCAAGAGCCAUCUGACCAGACGGUUGUGGCUGGGCAGCGGGCUGUGCUUUCCUGUGUGCUGCUGAACUAUUCUGGCAUCGUGCAGUGGACCAAGGAUGGGCUGGCUCUGGGCAUGGGCCAGGGCCUCAAAGCAUGGCCACGCUACCGGAUUGUGGGAUCUGCAGAAGCUGGGCAAUACAACUUGGAGAUUACAGAUGCUGAGCUUUCCGAUGAUGCUUCCUAUGAGUGCCAGGCCACUGAAGCCGCCCUGCGCUCACGAAAGGCAAAACUCACUGUGCUGAUUCCCCCAGAGGAUCCUACAAUUGAUGGGGGGCCUGUCAUCCUGCUCCGGGCAGGGACACCGUACAACUUGACAUGCCGAGCUUGCAGUGCCAAACCUGCUGCCACGAUUGUUUGGUUCCGGGAUGGGACACAGCAGGAGGGGGCUAUGACCACAACGGAGGUGCUAAAAGAUGGAAAGAGGGAGACCACAAUCAGCCAGUUGCUCAUCUACCCCACCGACUUGGACAUUGGGCGUGUCUUCACCUGCCGAAGCACCAAUGAAGCCAUCCCUGGCGGGAAGGAGACCUCUAUCGAGCUCAACGUGCAUCACCCACCCACUGUGACUCUGUCCAUCCAACCCCAGACUGUGCAGGAAGGGGAGAGAGUUGUCUUCACCUGCCAGGCCACAGCCAACCCUGAAAUCCAAGGCUACAGGUGGGCCAAGGGUGGGAUUCUGAUUGAAGAUGCUCACGAAAGCCGCUAUGAGACAAAGGUUGAUUACUCCUUUUUUACGGAGCCUGUGUCCUGUGAGGUCCACAAUGAUGUAGGCAGCACCAAUGUCAGCACACUAGUGGAUGUCCACUUUGCCCCCCGGAUUGUGGUUGACCCCAAACCCACAACCACAGACAUCGGCUCUGAUGUAACCAUCACAUGCGUGUGGGCAGGCAAUCCUCCUCUCACCCUCACCUGGACCAAGAAGGACUCCAACAUGGUCCUAAGCAACAGCAACCAACUUUACCUGAAGUCAGUAACCCAGGCAGAUGCGGGCAUCUAUACAUGCAGGGCCAUCGUGCCUCGGAUCGGUGUGGCUGAGCGAGAGGUGGCACUGUUUGUAAAUGGGCCCCCCAUCAUCUCUAGCGAGGCUGUGCAAUAUGCUGUCCGUGGGGACGGGGGCAAAGUGGAAUGUUUCAUUGGGAGCACCCCACCCCCUGACAGAAUUGCUUGGGCCUGGAAGGAGAACUUCCUGGAGGUGGGCACCCUGGAGAGGUACACCGUGGAGAGGACCAACUCGGGCAGUGGGGUACUUUCCACCCUGACCAUCAACAAUGUAAUGGAGGCUGACUUCCAGACCCACUACAACUGCACAGCCUGGAAUAGUUUUGGGCCAGGCACAGCCAUCAUCACACUAGAGGAGAAAGAAGUCCUUCCUGUGGGCAUCAUUGCAGGGGCUACAAUCGGUGCAGGAAUCCUCCUCAUCGUCUUCUUCACUGCCCUUGUCUUCUUCCUCUACAGACGCCGCAAAGGAAGCCGAAAGGAUGUGACUCUGAGAAAGCUGGACAUCAAGGUGGAAACAGUGAACCGUGAGCCACUCACCCUACACCCUGACCGGGAGGAUGACACUGCCAGUGUGUCCACAGCCACCAGAGUUAUGAAGGCUAUUUAUUCGUCAUUUAAGGAUGAUGUGGAUCUGAAACAAGACCUUCGCUGCGACACUAUUGACACCCGAGAAGAGUAUGAGAUGAAGGACCCCACCAAUGGCUACUACAACGUCCGAGCACAUGAAGACCGCCCCUCUUCCCGGGCUGUCCUCUACGCUGACUACCGCGCUCCAGGCCCUGCCCGCUUCGAUGCCCGCCCCUCCUCUCGGCUCUCUCAUGCCAGCGGCUAUGCCCAACUCAGCACCUACACCAGGGGCCCCGCCCCCGACUAUGGCCCCGAACCCCCUGCCCCUGGCCCUCCACCCCCAGGUGGUGGUGAACAAGCCAGCCAGCUCUCCUAUGAGAACUAUGAGAAAUUUGGCCCCCACCCCUUCCCUGGGGCAGCCAACUACCCUACUUACCGGCUUGGCUACCCUCAGCCCCCUCCCCCGGGGUUGGAGCGGACCCCCUAUGAGGCUUAUGACCCCAUAGGCAAGUACGCCACAGCCACUCGAUUCUCCUACACAUCCCAGCACUCAGACUAUGGCCAGAGGUUCCAGCAAAGGAUGCAGACUCAUGUGUAGGGAGCCUGGGGUGGGUGUCUCUGCGGGGCAGAGGAGAAGGCUCUCUUGACUGUUCCCUGAUAUUCAGGGGCAUUGCCAUUUGCUUCCGUCUUGAACCUAUCUUCCCCUCACCCUCAACCCCUUCCCCAGCUCUCCUCCCACUACUAGUGGGGGGAAGAACAUGUGUCUGAAACACCCCCUAUCCCAAGGAUGGUGCUUCAUACCCUGAACACUUGGGACUAUCCUGUUCUCUCUCCUUGGGGAGAUUUUUCUCUUCUGGCCCAUCCCACUCCCUACUCCCACCCCCCCAGCAUGGAGGCAGGGAGAGUAGGGGCUGGGGAAGCCACAGAGAGUUCAGUUUUGUUUGUGGUGUGUGUCUCUGUCUCUGUCUUUCUGCUCCCCCUGCCCCUCUUGUCUCCCUUGAAGUGGGGACCUUGCUUUGGAGGAAUGGGGAUGCUGAGCAGGAGUGGCCGUGCUGUGGGCUAGGGGGGCUCCUUCUCGGGUCCUUCGACAGGCAAACCACCAAACAUGAGACUCAGGUCAGGAGCCCCUGGUUGGGCCCCCUGCCAUUUGCCCUCACACCCUGAAUUUGCCCUAUCCCUAUAUGGAGUAUGGACAAAGAAGCUCAAAUCCUAGUUUGAGGGUGACCCUGGUUGCAAGUUCAAAUACAUCCAAGUUCAACCAGAGAUCAAAUACUCUUGCAGCUGCUUGCUGCUGCUGCUGCUUCUGUGUUCUGUCCCCUCCAUAGGGAGUUAGCUUCCCUAGUAUCUCCUCACCCAGCCCUGUUCCCUCCUUUAGAGAGACAGCUUGGUAUGGUGGAAAGAAUAUUUGACCAGGAGUAAUAAGGUGAUGCUUAGGCCUGUUUCCACCAGCAAAUCCUGGGCUUGCUUGGCAGAGCAGGCAAUGAUUCAAGGGACAAUAGAAGAAACAGCAGAAACUCGGGUCUUAAUUCACCAGCAAAGGGGAACAAUGUGCUUUGGUGCAGUAUCUAGAAUUGGCACCAGAGGGAGCCCCAACCUCUCUGUCUUCCCACUACCACCCAACUCACCACCAUCACCAUCAGUCUCAUCUCUCCCUAGCUAUGCCCUACUUUGUCUUCGGGUGGGAAGGGGGGGGUGCAGAGGGACAGAUCAAGGUAGUGUGGAGGGCAACCAAGAGCCAGUAGACUAUUUUCAUAAAUUUCAGGAAGAAAAAAAUAAACAACAGUAAAACUAUCUCAAAAAAAAAUUCUAAAGUGCCCUCCCAAACAUAAGCCCCAGUAGAGUAGAGAGGGAGAAGAAAGCCAGAAGCCCAGAUGGGCAAGAGUGGCCUCUGCUUCUCACCCAGGAAUGGGCAUUCUCCAUCACACUUCCAGUCUCCAAGCACUUUGAAUACUUAUUUAUUCAGGCAGUGGAACCUGUCAAGUGGUCUGACUCACAGACUGAGUGCCAUAACCUGGUAAAGAGUGGCUAGGAAGACCUUUUCCUGAAGGAUGACAACUGCCAGUGAUAUCCUCAGAUAGGUUUUUCUGUUAAAGUGUCUUUUGUUUGUUUCUUCUGGCUCAGCCAGAACCUUUAGUCCACUUUCAGUGCCUUGAACAUCAAACUUUUGUUGACCACCCUGUUGGUGGGAGCUGGGUGCCCCCAACUAAUCCUCCUUGGAGGGGUGACUAGGAAGAGAGAUUAAUACCUAGGAAUCACCACCAGGGGAAGAACAUAUGUUCCUUUGGGUGGUAGGAUUCUAAAAAGUAACCUCAUUCCCCAUCCCAUCUCCAGACCUUCUAAGUGUUCCAAUUUCUCUAUCUGGGACCUGUCCCUCAGUCUCCACCCUUUUAACCAAAGAGAAUAGGAGCUGGGGGAGUAGGCUUAGAUUCUGCUCAAGCCCCCACCCCUCCAAAAGAAAUUAAAGGUAGGACUCAUCAUACUCUUUCUGGAGGGGAGAAGCAGCUGUGGAGCCUCUGGUCUAUUUCCCAGAGAUUAUUUCCCAGAAUGCACCAUGCUCCUUUUUGGUGGUCACUGUUCAUUAAUCCUGUUCAUGUUAACGAGCUACAUGCUCAUCAGCUACGCGCCAUCAACACCCUUAUGGAUGGGUCUGUGGGAUGACAUUCACCCAACCUCUCCUGUGUAAGGACAGAGUUCUACUUCUGAAGUAUGCCCUGGUUCCAAAUAUACAGGUUAAUCAGUUAAAAUCCAAGGGAGGUGCUUGGGGUAGGUCACAUAUUGGAGACAUCUGAUGAGUUCCAAACUUCUCCAUCUAAGACAUCUUUUGAAGUUGUUCAUGGAGAAAGGUCUCUAGGAAAAUUUCUUUAAGAUAUAGGUGUCUAUAAACAAAUCCAGCUGUCAAUCAUCUGGACUAAAGGAGGGAAAAAAAUCCAGAGAUUUUAGGUGAUCUAAAUUUUAAAGUAAUCUGAUUGGUUGGAUUUUUUUUAAAUGGAAAAACCAAAGGGUAUACCUCUUUGGCUUAAGAGCGGCUGAUGAAGACUUGCCAAAAAUGUAUAUUUGCCUGUUUCCCUUCUUUCCAGGCUGAGUUCAUGAUGUUUUCUCUGCUCAACUCAAAUGUUAGCCUCUUCCCCUAUAUUCCCUGAUUCCUGGAUAUGUAAUAGGAGGGGGGAGGCCCCAGGGAAGUGUGGGUAAUUUGGUGGACUCUUGAAACCACUUGAAGAAGGUGGGGCCUGAGUCAAUGGUGGGGACAGUUUGGGGGGAGGGGGUGUCAGAAACUAGACUGAAGCCCAGAAGUGACUUUCCUAGAGGGUUUUAGAUGCAUUUGCAUUAUCCAGCUCUAGGUUAUUCAUCUUACUAUUUAGCCUGGGUAAUUCUCCCUCCUCCUCCUUGAACAUUCUAUUCCUGUGUUGCUUUCACUUCCUCAAAUGACUUUUUACUCUAAAUAUGGUCCUAUGGGAGGGAAGGGAAUUUGAAGUUCCCUCCCUGUACUUUAGCCCAGUUACUGAAAAGGGCCUUUGAAACCUAAGUCCUUCAUCAGCUCUUCUCCAUCCUUGGGGAAGGUGUGAUCCAUGUAGGCAGCAAGUUUGGAAAGGAGCUAAAUAGCUCUUUGAGAUUAUAUAUACGUGUAUAUGUAUAUGUAUGUACCUGUGUAUACAUAUAUAUGUUUAUAUGAGAUAUGAUACCAUCUGUCCCUGGUGUGGAGUAGAAAACUGACAAUAGGCAAAGAGGUCAGUAGAAAAGUCCAAUAAGCAUUCUAUCUCCCCUUUGAGUUUUCACUGUGAGGCUUCAUCUUUUGGUUUGAAAUGGUGAAAUGAAUUUCUAGAACAUCAGGCCACUCAUAUUCACACGCAUAAAUAGAAACACAUUCCAAACCUCAAAACAAAAUUAAUUUUGGAUUAUCCAUUUGUUUUUGGAUCAACCCAUACGGCUUUAUUUCUCUACUCGAUGUUUAAGGGUUGAUUAUUGCAAAGACAUCUGUAAACAAAAUCAUCUCAGGAAAGGAUGGUACCUGUUUUCUGGAGAUUAAUAAUUUGAGGACAGAAAAAGGAAUUAGAAGUCCUCAUAUCCUGGAGGGAUGACAGCUCCCUCAUAAGUAAUAGGUAUGGCCCUUAGAAUGACCUACUGUGUGCCAAAGUAUCUAACUCUGAGGUCUGGGACCUGUUCUGGUCUGCUUUUGGGAAGAUGAAGUAAAGACCUCUUUAUUAGAGAAGAUAUAAACAGAAAAUAGGAGAAGAGUUGAUAAUAGGAGGAGAAAAUUGGCAGCAGGAGGUAAGGGAACUUUACAACUUUUGUACAAUCUUAGAUCUUGAAGAGACCAUUUCACUUGUGCUUUGGGUAGGGGUGGGAUGUCUUUGGACAAGCACCCUCUCCCAAUUUGGGUAAGGGAGAGAGAAGGUGCUUUAUCCCAUCAUACUAUUAUUCUGUGUGGAGUUCAACUUUAGCCAUGGCCUCCGUUAUCCAUGGUAGACCUUGUGACAUCUUGAAUCUUGCACCCCCUUAAAUCUCCCUAGCAAAUCCAUGGGUGGAUUUGAUCUAAGUAUAGGAUAGGGGUGAGGAGAUAAAGGCAUGGUACAUGUGAUCUUUGGCUCACCAUAUUCCAUUUUGGGGAGGAGAAAGGGAAGUUUAAUCUGCCCAUUCUCCUAUUCUCAAGAAAUAUAACUGCGCUAAAGCCCAAAUGAAGAAUAACUUCUUUUCACAAAGAUUUCUAGGGGAGUUUUCUUUAUCUUGUUUCAAUGGUUUGCAUGGAGGGGAAAGCACAGUGGAGAUUCCAGGGCACAUUGUUCUGAGAUCUCUUUUCCCCUAACCUCUGGACUCCCUGAAGUGGCAAUUAGGCAGUCUUCCAAUUUGCUUAAUCCAUGUAGACUUCUAAGGUGGGUCAUUCAGGCUUAAAAGCUUCACUGUGGAGUUGAGUAAUCUAGUUUGACAUCCAAAAGACUCACAUGACCUGGAUGAGUCCUCAUUUUGCCUGUUUUCUUCCACUCUCACUAGCCAUUCUAAUUCUUGGGUCCAGUUUCCUAGCUUAUGAGCCUUCUAAGGGUGUCCUCCUCUCAGAAAUGGAAUGUCUCUCCUCCCCUUUGCUGUGCAACCUUGGACAUCACCAUGCCUCUCUGUGCCUCUGUUGGCCCUUCUGCUGUAUAAUGGAGGGAAUUGCCUCGAUGGUGUUUAUAAUGCCCCUUUCCCCAUGAGCAUUGGGGUAGGGAUUAUGAAGUAUUGAAAUGCACAGGUGUAAUGUAAUUUGAAAAGCUUUAUUUUUGUUAAGAGGUGAGAAAAGAAAUUUAUCAUCCCCUAUCCUUCCCAUUCCUUGCCUGCCUCCCCCACCCCAUUGCCAUAAUGAUGACUCCCACUCCUAAAUAUGUCUCAACAGUGUCCACUACAAGCCAUUCCACCCUCUUAGCUUCCAUUGGCCACAAUUAGAUUCCUUCUGAUCAACUGGGUUGAACUUUGGGAUUAACUGGGGAUUGGUUGAACUGGGGUGGAAGGAUUCCAGGAUUGUUUUAAAGGGGGAGGGUGAGAAAUCUUGCUUCCUUGCAUCACUGUGAGCGAGCUCCAGGUCCUAUCCCUGGAGAAAUAAUUGCUGCAGAGAAGUCACAGGCCAUACUGGGCAGUCCUGGUACGAACCUGCCCUUAAAAAUAAUAAUAACAGUAAUAAUAAUAAUCACCUGCAUAUAACUGGUAAUCAUUCUUUGCUCACCUCCUGACUUUUCUCUGGGCCCUCUCAUUGGCUCUAUUUCAGGAGGUGCUAAUAUGCUGUGGACCUCUGAAUAGAAUCAAUGCACUGUGGACACUCCCCCGCCCCAACGCUUUACACAUCUGGAGAUUUUCUGAUACCAUACACCCAGAAUUCACCUUCACCUAGAAAGGGGGCAGUCUAUCUCUUGAUACAAUCUCAUUAGCAAUAGUGACCUGGAAGAGUUGGCCUCCAAUCACACACAAAAAAGAGGAUCAGAGCUACAGUUGCCAUUUUUGUCUAAACCUCUAUCAGGUUUGCAUACUUGGUCCCUGACUCUAAAGUUGAAAUUCAUUCCCCCAGGUCCUCAGUGUUAAAUGAAUGGAUCCAUGAUGAUAAUUAAGAAAAGAGAAAAAAUAUAUUAUUUUUGUUAGGACAAACCAUCGUAGAUUUUUAGCAAUGUGUAUCUGUGCAUCCCUCACACCUUUUCCUAUUCUGCCUUUUUCAUUUUCCUUUUUUUUAAAUAUUAUGUACUAUAUUUUUAGUCUUAA
Molecule: messenger RNA, 7935 nt
Organism: Dromiciops gliroides (monito del monte)
Lineage: Eukaryota; Metazoa; Chordata; Mammalia; Microbiotheria; Microbiotheriidae
Gene: KIRREL1
Product: kirre like nephrin family adhesion molecule 1
Exons: 15
Coding region: 44-2317 (757 amino acids)
Biological process (GO): cell-cell adhesion
Cellular component (GO): cell-cell junction
Molecular function (GO): cell adhesion molecule binding
Source: RefSeq, a predicted model, not a curated record